GACGCACUCCUUAGCAACGCAGCAGCGUGGCAGGGCGGGUUGCUAGGGGCGGCCAUGGCCGAACUGGCUGGGCCGUGGCCGCCGCCGGUGGGCGCCUACGCGGAGGAGCGGGAGCUGUUCCGGCUCCUGCAGAACAUGCUUGAAGAACUAAUAAUUCAUCAGCCAGAUGAUCCCAUUCAGUUUAUGAUAAACCAUUUAAAGCAAAACAACGAUGAUGUUCCAAGAAUUUGUGUACUUGGUCCACCUGCUUCUGGGAAAACAACAGUUGCACUGUGGCUUUGUAAACGUUUGGAUGCCAUACGUAUCUCUCAGGAGACUUUGUUAUUCAAAGAAGCAUUAGCACUGACAGAGGAAGCAAGGGCAUAUAAAGAAAGGAAAGAGAAAAUUCCCAAUGCGCUUUGGGCCAAUCUGAUCCAGGAACGUCUGUCAAACGUGGACUGCAUCAAACAAGGAUGGAUUUUGGAAGGCUUCCCUGAAAAUCAGGAACAGGCAUGGAUACUGCAGUCAUCUGGCAUCAUUCCUAGGCAUGUCGUUGCGCUUUAUGCUCCAGACACUGUGCUGAUUGAGAGGAACAGUGGGAAAAGGAUUGAUCCUAACACAGAAGAGGUGUACCAUACGACCUUUGACUGGCCACACGAUACGCUGAUACAGGAACGUUUGGUGAAACCAGAAGGUCCAUCUGAACAGGAGAUACCAAAGAAACUGCUGGAAUAUCACAGAAACUUCCCUGGGAUUUUCCAGAUCUACCAAAAAGUUCUGAAAUCAAUCAAUGCAGACCAGCCUUCUAUGGAUGUCCUCUCACAGGUCCUUACUUAUGUCCAAACAUGGCACAGAUCAGCUGCCCCCUUUACACCACGGAUUGUCUUUUUUGGACCCCCAGGCAGUGGGAAGAGCCUUCAGGCAGAUCUAUUAGCUCAGAAAUACAGUGUUGUCAACAUUUGCUGUGGGCAACUGCUAAAGGAAAUUGUUGCAGGCAAGACAAAACUUGGGGAACUCGUUAAGACUUACAUUGACAGUGGAUACCCAGUCCCAGACAAGCUUGUGAUUAAGAUCCUGACGGAACGCCUAAGUACACUAGACUGCAUGACCAAUGGAUGGGUGCUUUAUGGCUUCCCAAGAGAUGUGGAGCAGGGACAACAACUACAAGAAUCACAUUUUGUUCCAAACAGGGUAUUUUUCUUUAAUCUCCCCUAUGAAUCCAUUGUGGAACGACUGUCACAGCGAAGGACUGAUCCUGUCACUGGGGAAAGAUACCACAGUACAUUCAGACCAGCACCCACACCAGAGAUCCAAGCCCGUCUCAGACAGAACCCUCGAGACAAGGAAGAAAAUAUUGAGAUGCGCGUGGAAAGCUAUUACAGGAAUAUCAAGGACCUGGAAGAUUUUUAUGAAGAUGCCUUUUAUGUCAAUGCUGACCAAGACCCUUUUGCUGUCUUUGAGUUUAUAGAAAGCUGUAUCAUUAAGCCACUUCCAUGCAAAAAAUUUAAAAGCCCAUAAUUAAUAUGAAUGAUUCCUUGAACUGUUGAUUUUAAACUUUUCUCCAUAACCUUUGCAGUCUGGUCACUGAAGUGGCACCUUAGCACAAGUGGAGAGGAAGGCAGCCAAGCCAGGUUGAAUUUGAAACUCACCAAGGCUGACUGAAGUACAGAGAGUAAGAAAUUUUGCUUCAGGGGAAACUUUUUUGGCUUCUAUUUUGUAAUCCAAGGUAUGAAGCACUGGGGAGGGAAG
Melopsittacus undulatus (budgerigar) is the source of this 1728-nucleotide messenger RNA. It is a transcript of the gene AK8, whose product is annotated as adenylate kinase 8. The coding region runs from base 55 to 1497 and encodes 480 amino acids. The transcript is spliced from 13 exons. Gene Ontology annotation, molecular function: ATP binding; AMP kinase activity; nucleoside diphosphate kinase activity. Gene Ontology annotation, biological process: nucleobase-containing compound metabolic process. Lineage: Eukaryota; Metazoa; Chordata; Aves; Psittaciformes; Psittaculidae. The record is from RefSeq and is a predicted model, not a curated record. Gene Ontology annotation, cellular component: cytoplasm.